Molecule: messenger RNA, 1020 nt
Organism: Arctia plantaginis
Lineage: Eukaryota; Metazoa; Arthropoda; Insecta; Lepidoptera; Erebidae
Source: the annotation of a GenBank genome assembly
AUGUCUCAACGGGAGAAGUUUGAGUUAAUUAACUCAGAAGUGCGUUCGUUUUACGAAUAUUGUAAAGAGGCUGGUAUGAGCGAUGAAGAAAUGGAUUUAAUUUGUCGCCCUUUGACGAAUGCUGUAAGGAAAGCUGCAAUUAAAAGGUGGACAAGGGUGUUUCUAUUUCUGAUUAUGGUAAUUGCCAUCGGAUACACGGUGAGCCAGACUGAUACAUUCCAAUGGCAUGCAUCGGCAGUUGCUCGUAUCGUGCUAAUAAAAUUGUUACCUAUAUGGGAUUGGACACCUUUGUAUUACAAUAAAUGCAUGAUCGAGAGAUCUCAGCCUCAAAAUGUGGAUGGUGGUGUGUCAACUGCGGAUUGCAUAGCCUGCGAGGCAGUCCGAAACAUAGCGCGUUUGUCUGAUACAUCUUACAACGAAGUUUUUAAUCACCAUUUACUACGCGGAGCGCCAGUCGUCGUUAUCGAUGCUCAUUAUGACUGGUCGUCACGAGCUGAACUUAACUUGACAAGUCUUAUUAAUGACGACGAUCGACUUCGUGACUCGGUCCCUUGUAGGAUUCUUACCAAUAUAAGAAUAGGUCGUCAACCCAUGGACUUAGAAGAAAUAGUUUCCAGAAUAACAAAUACAGAUAUCCCGAGUUGGUUUGUCCACUUUCAAAACUGCGAUAUUAGGGCUGUAAAAUCAUUCAGGAUCCUCGCUCCUAGGCCUUACUUCUUAUCCCCUCAUAUUCCUCCCUCCCACUUUAACUGGUUACUUCUAUCUAAGAACUACGAUACUCAUAGGUAUAAAUAUUUAGAAUUUGACAUUGGUCUAAUAAUAAUGUCGCAAUUGAAGGGAAAGACCUUCAUUCAGCUAAGACCACGUGCUCCUUGCGAAGAAGAUUGCUAUACCCUCAACUUUGAGUUGACGGAAGGCGAAACUCUUGUGUUGGCAAAUUCUCUAUGGGAAUUCGAGUAUUUACCCGGUAAAGGUGAAAAUGUUGCUAUGAUAACUGAAACCGAUUGGAUUGAAUCUUAA